CCGCCAGAGGAAACGGAAGUGGCGGCGGGCCCGGGCGGAAGCAGGAAGCGGCGGAGCAGGACCUAGCGCUGGGCAGUGUUUGCUGCAGGCCAUGGCGGAGAAGUUCGACCACCUGGAGGAACACCUGGAGAAGUUUGUGGAGAACAUCCGGCAGCUCGGCAUCAUUGUCAGUGACUUCCAGCCCAGCAGCCAGGCCGGGCUCAACCAGAAGCUGAAUUUUAUUGUUACUGGCUUACAGGAUAUUGAUAAGUGCAGGCAGCAGCUUCAUGACAUUACUGUGCCUUUAGAAGUUUUUGAGUAAGUAUCAUUCUUGAUAUUC
This is a messenger RNA of Leptonychotes weddellii (Weddell seal), 319 nucleotides long. RefSeq names its product mediator complex subunit 10 (gene MED10). Gene Ontology annotation, molecular function: transcription coregulator activity. NCBI's taxonomy places the organism in Eukaryota, Metazoa, Chordata, Mammalia, Carnivora, Phocidae. Gene Ontology annotation, cellular component: mediator complex. The record is from RefSeq and is a predicted model, not a curated record. Gene Ontology annotation, biological process: regulation of transcription by RNA polymerase II.